AAAACAGAAAAAGAAAAUGGAAAGAAAAAGGACAGAAGAACCGAACAUGUUAAAAAAGACAUGCAGGCACCCAAACAUUAUCUCCCUCGUACCGCGUAAAUCUUUAAGACAGCCCAACACAAUUAACAAGAUUCCACUUUUGGAUUUACAUACUUAGAUUCUCUCAUUCUCGUUUCUACUACUUUUCGGCCUUUAAACUCUGCGUUUCCUUUCCCCUCAUCGAAUCUGAUCAUCACCCAUUUCAAUGGCGACAACCCCUGUUAUCUUCAGAGUCUCACAAGACGGUUCCGGUGACUUCCGUACAGUUCAGGAGGCAAUUGACUCUGUUCCUCUUUCGAACACUCGUCGAACUCUGAUUCGUCUUUCACCGGGGAUUUAUCGACAGCCUGUGUACGUACCCAAGACCAAGAACUUCAUCACCAUCGCUGGUCUCUGCCCGGAGGACACUGUUCUGACUUGGAAUAACACCGCCACCAAAAUCGAACACCACCAGGGUUCUCGUGUGAUUGGUACUGGGACUUUUGGGUGUGGCAGCAUUAUUGUUGAAGGCGAGGACUUUAUUGCUGAAAAUGUCACUUUUGAGAACUCUUCUCCUGAGGGUUCAGGUCAAGCUGUGGCGAUUAGAGUGACAGCUGACAGAUGUGCCUUCUACAAUUGCAGAUUCCUUGGAUGGCAGGAUACUCUGUACUUGCAUUAUGGAAAGCAGUAUCUCAAAGAUUGUUACAUUGAAGGAAGUGUGGAUUUCAUAUUUGGGAAUAGCACUGCCCUUUUGGAGCAUUGUCAUAUACAUUGCAAGGCAGCUGGCUUCAUAACUGCUCAGAGUAGGAAGUCCUCUCAAGAAGAAACUGGUUAUGUGUUCUUGAGAUGUGUGAUCACUGGCAAUGGAGGAACUCCGUAUGCAUAUCUAGGACGGCCAUGGGGACCUUUCGGAAGAGUUGUUUUUGCCUAUACAUAUAUGGAUGGAUGUGUCAAACAUGUCGGGUGGCAUAACUGGAAUAAAGUAGAGAAUGAAAGAAGUGCUUGCUUUUACGAGUACAGGUGUUUCGGACCUGGUAGUUGCCCUCCAAAGCGAGUGACAUGGUGUAGAGAGCUAAUGGACGAUGAAGCAGGACAGUUCCUUAUGCACUCAUUCAUUGAUCCAAAUGCAGAAAGGCCUUGGCUUGCACAAAGAAUGGCGUUGAGGAUACCAUAUUCGGCUUAAAUGUUUCAACCGAGGAUGGAUAGAACCGAUGCUAUUGAAUGAAAGCUUGUCUUUAUAGAGUGUGAAUAAUAUGUUCUCUCAACUUUGGGAGCCCUUUUUAUACAUGAAAGCUCCCUUUAGCACUUGGAACAUAGAAAUAUGUUGGUAAUGUUUAAAAUAAUGCUUUCAAUCUUACUACUUAAAUAAUGAUUAAUGAGGCAACUAUUGUUUGUUUUGUUA
This is a messenger RNA of Cannabis sativa, 1420 nucleotides long. RefSeq names its product pectinesterase 31. The record is from RefSeq and is a predicted model, not a curated record. Lineage: Eukaryota; Viridiplantae; Streptophyta; Magnoliopsida; Rosales; Cannabaceae. Gene Ontology annotation, molecular function: pectinesterase activity. The coding region runs from base 245 to 1201 and encodes 318 amino acids. The transcript is spliced from 7 exons. Gene Ontology annotation, biological process: cell wall modification.